Messenger RNA from Carassius carassius (crucian carp), 621 nucleotides. RefSeq names its product syncollin-like. Lineage: Eukaryota; Metazoa; Chordata; Actinopteri; Cypriniformes; Cyprinidae. Bases 28 to 423 code for a protein of 131 amino acids. Gene Ontology annotation, cellular component: secretory granule membrane. The record is from RefSeq and is a predicted model, not a curated record. The transcript has a single exon. Gene Ontology annotation, biological process: exocytosis.
UCUCUUUUCAUUCUACAAGCUGAAAACAUGAAGGGGGUCAUUGCUCUUCUCCUGGCAGCUCUGUUCUUCGAGGGACUCAGUGCAGAGUGUCCCGACCCAGCCACGCUGAAAGAUGAUUAUGGAAGCAAGCUCUGUGCCCAGAUGUUUGAGAAAAGCAGCUACUAUUACGAUGAAAGCUGUAGUGGCAAAUUCUUUUACGUUUAUCCCGAUGAAGACACCCCCAUCAUGUCAUGGGCUUGGAAUAACCGAAUUUCCUCUCUUGUGGUGGGCCGAGGCUGCUCCCUGACAGUGUGGUCCAAAUCCAAGAAGCAAGGACAUAAGAAAAAGUUUUCUGCUGGCAUCGUGUACCACCUUAAGGAAGUGAAGAAAGGCCUGUUUGGAGACUGGAACGAUUCCAUCUCAGGCUACUACUGCACAUGCUAGACGUGAAGAAUGAAUACAGAGGCUGAAAGGACAUUAAAAUGUAUUGCCAAUGAUACAAGAUAACAACUGUAACCCUUUUAAAUCUGUUUUCGGAAGUAGAAAUUCUGCUCUAUGUAAUUCUGCUAAAUGCCUGCAAGUGAAUUAAACACCAUGUUGCUGCAGGGAAUCUCUGCAUGAACGUGACGCAGAAACAUUCAA